This is a messenger RNA of Suricata suricatta (meerkat), 2006 nucleotides long. It is a transcript of the gene TMEM185B, whose product is annotated as transmembrane protein 185B. The record is from RefSeq and is a predicted model, not a curated record. Lineage: Eukaryota; Metazoa; Chordata; Mammalia; Carnivora; Herpestidae. Bases 267 to 1319 code for a protein of 350 amino acids. The transcript has a single exon.
GCGUGGGCGCGCAGGCGCACACUCGGCCCCGUCACGCUUCCGGCCGGGCCACGUGACCGCGCGCGCACGUGUUCCGGCCCCGCGGCGCAGGGGACCCGAACCUCCUGUCUGGGCGUCCCCGGCCGCUGUCCGCCUAGAGCGGCCGCCAGCCACCCAGAACCUCCGCAGGCCGGGCGGGGAGGCGGCGGGCCCAGGAAGCGGCGGAGACACGGCACCCGCCCAGCCGGACUGAGCCGCAGACUCAGUGCGCUGGCGGCGGCUUCGCCAUGAACCCCAGGGGCCUGUUCCAGGACUUCAACCCGAGUAAGUUCCUCAUCUACGCCUGCCUGCUGCUCUUCUCAGUGCUGCUGCCCCUCCGUCUGGACGGCGUCAUCCAGUGGAGCUACUGGGCAGUCUUCGCCCCCAUAUGGCUGUGGAAGCUCCUGGUCAUCGCCGGCGCCUCGGUGGGCGCAGGCGUUUGGGCCCGCAACCCUCGAUACCGCACCGAGGGGGAGUCCUGCGUGGAGUUCAAAGCCAUGUUGAUCGCCGUGGCUAUCCACCUGCUGCUGCUCAUGUUCGAAGUCCUGGUCUGCGACAGGGUGGAGAGGGGGACCCACUUCUGGCUGCUGGUCUUCAUGCCCCUUUUCUUCGUAUCCCCAGUGUCAGUGGCCGCCUGCGUCUGGGGCUUCCGACACGAUAGGUCCCUAGAGCUGGAGAUCCUGUGCUCUGUCAACAUCCUGCAGUUCAUCUUCAUCGCCCUGAGGCUGGACAGGAUUAUCCACUGGCCGUGGCUGGUGGUGUUCGUGCCCCUGUGGAUUCUCAUGUCGUUCCUCUGCCUGGUUGUCCUCUAUUACAUCAUCUGGUCCCUCCUGUUCCUUCGGUCCUUGGAUGUGGUGGCGGAACAGCGAAGGACCCAUGUGACUAUGGCCAUCAGCUGGAUAACGAUCGUCGUGCCCCUGCUUACUUUCGAGAUUCUGCUGGUUCACAGAUUGGAUGGCCACAAUGCAUUCUCUUACAUCUCCAUAUUUGUACCCCUUUGGCUUUCCUUAAUAACUUUAAUGGCCACGACAUUUAGGCGAAAAGGAGGCAACCAUUGGUGGUUUGGGAUUCGGAGAGAUUUCUGUCAGUUUCUGCUUGAAAUCUUCCCAUUUCUAAGAGAAUAUGGGAACAUUUCUUAUGAUCUGCAUCACGAAGAUAGUGAAGAUGCCGAAGAAACAUCGGUUCCAGAUGCUCCUAAAAUUGCUCCGAUGUUUGGAAAGAAGGCCAGGGUGGUGAUAACCCAGAGUCCCGGGAAGUAUGCCCAGCCCCCUCCCAAGUUAAAUAUUGAUAUGCCAGAUUAAAGCCCUCUUCCGGAGAGCACCCGUGUGUGGAAUAGAAACUAUAUACACCACACAGUCCACCUUGUUUUAGCCUCUUUACUCAUCCAUCCCAACCGUGGAACCAAAAAUAGGCUCCAAACACCACCAUCUCCUGCCUUGUUUGAGAUCGAUGCCUGUCAGUUACUCAUCAGUGUUCACCAUAGAUAGAGGAGGUUAUUUUAAUAUAUGGCUCUGUGUGUGUGUGAGAGAGAGAGAGAGAAUUGACUUCCUAGGCCCGUGCUUUAAAAGCUAGCUUGGGAGCACUCAGUUGCAUAGUAGGUCUUCAAAUGAAAUAAUUAUACAGCUGGGUUUUUUUUAUGGUACUAUGCCUAUCAAAAGUAUUGUUUAAAAGUAUUUUUAUACACUGCUAGUCUAAAGUAUUUCAGAUUGUACCCAUUGUGGCAUAAUCAAUAGCAAAGGUAAAGACUUCUCUUCCCCACCACUUGUUUAUAUUUCUUCGAGUUGUUUGUAGUGUCCCUACUGUUAAAAUCAGUUUUCUUUGGGGUUUGCUGAUGCUGGUCUUUAAUAUCAUAAGAGGUGAAUUUUUCUAAUGCAGUGAAUCCAUGCAUCUAUGAUAUUUAUAUGAAUGUUUUAGCAAUGUAAUAUAUUGUCUUGAAUUCUAGUUCUGUGUCGUAUGAUGUAUUAUGUUAAAGUAUUUUUUUUGGUUUA